UUCCCGAAAUCACUCCCUGCCCUGAUCUGCGAGAUGAGAGCUGCUUGCAGCCCCUCACCAUCGAGUAAAAGAUCUUGGUGGUUCCUGCCCCUUUAAGAAAGGGCUAGUUCAAGAAGCUGCUAGUACAGCGUGACUCAGCAUUUUCUCCAGAGAUUGAACCGCUUUGUUCGGCUCGCGAAAAAAAGAACCAGUCUUGCCUUCUGCUUCGUUUUGACCGGCUGAGUUUUCGACAUGCCAGGCAAAUACACCAUCACCUACUUCCCCGUCCGCGGUGAGUGCUUAAGAACCACAUAAAAGGGGAGAGCUCUGGUGCAUACACGACCGUCUCCUGAUACGGGGAAGUAGUUUGCUUUGCUGGAGGGGGUAAAAAAGGCGCUAAGGCUCAAACGGUUGGAGGAAGAAGCGCUUUGGAAUUUUGGAGAAUAAUUGCUUUCUAUUUCGAUAUUCAAGAUCCUACGUGGCGCAGAGUGGGCGCUGUGAGGCCAUGCGGAUGUUGUUGGCUGAUCAGGGACAGGAGUGGACAGAAGAUGUGGUGACUGGAGAUAUUUGGGGGAAGGGAGACUUCAAGAAAUCAUGUGUUUUCGGACAGUUGCCUAGAUUUCAGGAUGGAGACUUUAUACUGUACCAGUCCAAUGCUAUCCUGCGCCUCUUGGCAAGGAAUCAUGUACUCUAUGGUCAAGAUGCCCAUGAAGCAGCACUGCUGGAUAUGGUGAAUGAUGGAUUGGAGGACCUGCGUAUGAAAUACGGCCGCCUCAUCUAUCAAAACUAUGAGAAUGGCAAAGCUGCCUAUAUUGAAGCCCUUCCAGGGGAGCUGCGUCCUUUCGAGAACCUUCUGGCUCAGAAUAAUGGAGGGAAGUCCUUCAUUGUAGGCAAACAGAUCUCCUUUGCUGACUACAAUCUGCUUGACCUGUUACACGUGCAUUUGGUCCUGGCGCCCAACUGCCUGGCUUCCUUCCCCUUGCUCGCUAGCUAUGUGAAGCGGCUUGAUGCCCGGCCACUCCUCAAAGCUUUCUUGGAGUCUGAUGCCCACAAGCAGCGCCCCAUCAAUGGGAAUGGCAAGCAGUGAAACUGAUUCCUUUGCCAGGAUGCAGUUUUUGUGGUGAUCCCUGGGAGCUUUGUAGUUUUAUAUGUUCUGGUGCUAAUGAAGCGAGUUUCAAUAAAGAGUCUGGCAUCUCUACAAGGGAGGGAGAGUAACAGAAAACAGCAGAAGACUACAGCAAUCAAGGGAGAGGUGCUUGAUUUGUUAGAGCCAAGUGUCUUAUUACUACUAUUAUGAUUUGUUAGAUUUAUAUCCCACCCUUCUUCCCAAAGGACCCCAGGGAAGCAUAUAUAGUGAAACAGUAAUCUAGGAUCCUACCUGUCUGAUUUAUAGCUCUUGUCUUAAGCUGCACCACUGAAGCUGCAACUGAGGGUGCAAGCAGACAAGACAGUGGAAUAUUCAUGAAAAGAUCUCCCACUUUUUUGAAAAAGUAAAUGUCAUUCUGGGAGCUUCUGUUUUAGAUUAAGGCUGUGGUGUAUGUGUGUGUGGGAUGUUAAAUCCCCUUGUGCUUUCCCUCUGAUUGGAAUCAGAUCCCCGCAGCUAUAUUUAUCUUUUCAAAACCAGGGGAGAUCCAGUCAUUGAUCGUUUGCCAUCACACCUAGCACACACCUAAUUCUGCACUUCUCUUCUGUUGUUCUUGGUAUCUAUUUCCAGAUUGGUUAGCCAUAUUAGUCUGUUAAAGGAAAAACAACAAAGUUUUAGAGCUGAUAAGCUUUCAUGAACUAGAGCCCACUUCAGAUACACAGAAUGUGAUCCUCAGUUGUCAGGUGUGUGUGCGCAUAGACAUGCAUGCAUACAGUAUAUAUAUUGCUCAUGGGCGUACAGGGCAAAACAUUUAAAUGAAAAUAAAAUGCAAAAGUACAGACUGACAAUUCAAGUAGAGUUUAAAUAUAUGCCAAAAAAAGCACAGUAACUCUUCACAGCAGCAAUGAUUGUUGAGUAAAGUAACACACACAUGCAUAUAUAUAUAUAUACACACACACACACACACACACACACACACACCACCACCACCACCACCCCCGUCAGGAUGUUCCAUGCAUCUGACAAAGUGGGUUCCAUCUGAUAAAGUGCAUCUGAUAAAGUGGGUUUAAGUGAAACGUAUGCCAUAAUUUAUUGGAAGUGCUACAAGACUCCUUGUUUUUGGUCUUGGAGGCACUAAACCUUUAUAUAGAAACUUGUAACCUGCCAUGCAUGUGUGCUCAGCAUUUGGUGAUAAGAAGUUGGUAAAACUACUUACUGUUCAUCCCCGACCAGGUUAGACAUUAUCUGAAUUUUCUUGGGGAUGGGUCGAUGAAGCUCAGAUCCCUGUUUUGUGAUGAAGCUCACUGGAGACCCUUGAGCAAAUCACUUUCUUAGGCAAGCCUGUCUUGGGGAGUUGCCCUAUGGUAUAAGUGAUACAAGAAUUGUAAUGUAUUUUGUACAUUGAAAUUGUUUAAGAAUAAAGCACAUCAAAUUAAAUUAGA
This is a messenger RNA of Rhineura floridana, 2505 nucleotides long. RefSeq names its product glutathione S-transferase pi 1 (gene GSTP1). Gene Ontology annotation, biological process: glutathione metabolic process. The record is from RefSeq and is a predicted model, not a curated record. Bases 485 to 1066 code for a protein of 193 amino acids. The transcript has 8 exons. Gene Ontology annotation, molecular function: glutathione transferase activity. Lineage: Eukaryota; Metazoa; Chordata; Lepidosauria; Squamata; Rhineuridae. Gene Ontology annotation, cellular component: cytosol.